AUGUUUGCUAACCAUAGACGAUUUUUUGAAACUCAUUUGCUCUGCACCCUCAUCGCGGGUCUAGUCUUGGGCUGCUGUUUGACUCAACUUAUCUAUAAAAAAAACGUUCCUGUGGAAAACCAUCAUCGGCAUUACGAACUAGAGAGACUCUCCCUAGCAGAGCAACUGAAGAAGGAGGUGCGUGUGCUCUGCUGGAUUAUGACAAAUCCUAACAAUCACAAAGAGAAGGCUCUCCAUGUCAAACGAACCUGGGGCAAACGCUGUAAUAUUCUCCUGUUCAUGAGCUCCGGAGUGGAUAAUGAGCUACCCACGGUGAAGUUGGAUGUGGGAGAGGGUCGAGAGAAUCUUUGGCGCAAAGUGAAGGAGGCAUUUAAGUAUGUGUACAAGCAUCAUUACAACGAUGCGGAUUGGUUCUACAAGGCAGAUGAUGAUACCUAUGCGGUUGUCGAGAAUUUGCGCUAUAUGCUAUAUCCCUAUAAUCCCGACGCGCCAAUAUAUUUUGGCUUCAAGUUCAAACCUUUUGUGAAGCAGGGUUACAUGUCAGGAGGAGCAGGUUAUGUGCUGAGUAGGGAGGCACUGCGGCGAUUUGUUGUUGAGGGUAUACCCGAUCGCAAGAAGUGUCUGCCUGGCACCGUUGUAAACGAGGAUAUUGAAAUCGGGAGAACCAUGGAGAAUCUAAAUGUGACCGCGGGCGAUUCUCGUGAUGAUCAUGGACGCGGCCGCAUGUAUCCAUUUGCGCCCAGAGAUCAUUUAACUGCCAAAGUUGAUACGACGUUCUGGUACUGGAAAUACAUAUACUAUAAUACGACAGAUGGUCCCAAUUGUAUGGCAGAUACGGCUAUAUCAUUUCAUUACAUCUCGCCCAAGGAAAUGUAUGUACUAGACUUUUUAAUUUAUCAUCUUAGACCCUUUGGCAUUAUCAAUGAACAACUGCCGUUGCCCAAAAAACUGGCUGUAGGGGAAUCUAUGCCCGAGCGAAAUACAACAGGACUGCAAAUAGCACAUUGA
Molecule: messenger RNA, 1008 nt
Organism: Drosophila novamexicana
Lineage: Eukaryota; Metazoa; Arthropoda; Insecta; Diptera; Drosophilidae
Product: glycoprotein-N-acetylgalactosamine 3-beta-galactosyltransferase 1-like
Exons: 2
Coding region: 1-1008 (335 amino acids)
Cellular component (GO): membrane
Molecular function (GO): N-acetylgalactosaminide beta-1,3-galactosyltransferase activity
Source: RefSeq, a predicted model, not a curated record